Molecule: messenger RNA, 183 nt
Organism: Saccharomycodes ludwigii
Lineage: Eukaryota; Fungi; Ascomycota; Saccharomycetes; Saccharomycodales; Saccharomycodaceae
Gene: COA2
Product: Coa2p
Exons: 1
Coding region: 1-183 (60 amino acids)
Biological process (GO): mitochondrial respiratory chain complex IV assembly
Cellular component (GO): mitochondrial matrix
Source: RefSeq, a predicted model, not a curated record
AUGAAAGCAGCCACAAGAAACAAUAUCACUAAUAAAGUGUUCAUGACCACAUUUCUAGUAGCAUUCUCAUCAGUGGCUUUAACUUCUGCUUUUCCAUGUCCAGCACAUACUUUAAAUUCAGAUACACCAAUAAUAGAAAAAAAAGAUAAUGACGACGAUCAAUUGCAAAGGAAAAAAAACUGA